Messenger RNA from Linepithema humile (Argentine ant), 6607 nucleotides. It is a transcript of the gene Chc, whose product is annotated as clathrin heavy chain. Gene Ontology annotation, molecular function: structural molecule activity; clathrin light chain binding. Gene Ontology annotation, cellular component: clathrin coat of trans-Golgi network vesicle; clathrin complex; clathrin-coated endocytic vesicle. Gene Ontology annotation, biological process: receptor-mediated endocytosis; intracellular protein transport. The record is from RefSeq and is a predicted model, not a curated record. NCBI's taxonomy places the organism in Eukaryota, Metazoa, Arthropoda, Insecta, Hymenoptera, Formicidae.
CAAGUCGUGCUUGUAUUCUUCCGCUCUUUAGCGUUAAGUCUUUCUCGUCAAGUUGAACAUUAAUAUCAUCGAAAUCGUCGCCAGCAACUGUUCAAAAACAAAUACCAGUGUUAAUUAAAAAUUAAUUAUCGAUAUUUGCAGCGUGAUUUCAGCCACGAAGCAUGAUUUAACGUGAGAUAACGGUUGAGAAUUUUCAUACGCGGGAACUAUUUCGAGACAGAGGGGCGGCGUUGGCGGCCAUGAUGGGUGGCAGCGGCGAGUAGCGACUAUAUUCCGUCAGUUGGUUUUGCGCUUUGAUGGUUGAUGUCGAAUAUUCGGGAAUAAAAAGCGCUCAAUAAGUAGGAAUAACUCGUUAAUAGAUACGGUUGGGUCCGCAGCCGCACGGCUACUCCGUAGAAAAGACAGCGGCUGAAAACCUUGGAGAUUUUUCGAAUAUUUCAGCAAAAUGACGCAGCUACUACCCAUAAGGUUUCAAGAACAUCUUCAGCUUACAGCUGUGGGGAUUAACGCCAGCAAUGUCAGCUUUAAUACACUUACAAUGGAAUCUGACAAAUUUAUUUGUGUUAGAGAAAAGGUCGGUGAUACUGCUCAGGUAGUCAUUAUCGAUAUGAAUGACUCGGCCAAUCCUAUUAGAAGACCGAUUUCUGCUGAUUCUGCAAUUAUGAAUCCAGCUAGUAAAGUCAUUGCUCUUAAAGCUAUGAAAACACUGCAAAUUUUCAACAUUGAAAUGAAAUCAAAGAUGAAAGCUCAUACGAUGACGGAAGAUGUAGUCUUUUGGAAAUGGAUAUCGUUGAACACAUUGGCACUGGUAACGGAAACCGCAGUGUAUCACUGGUCCAUGGAAGGCGAUUCGACACCGAAUAAGAUGUUCGAACGACAUUCAUCGUUGAACGGCUGUCAGAUUAUCAAUUAUAGAACAGAUCCAAAGCAAACAUGGCUAUUAUUGAUCGGUAUUUCGGCGCAACAUAACCGAGUAGUCGGUGCUAUGCAGCUGUAUUCAGUGGAACGGAAAUGCUCGCAGCCAAUUGAGGGGCACGCCGCCUCUUUUGCUCAGUUCAAGAUGGAGGGAAACGCGGAAGCGAGCAAUCUAUUUUGUUUUGCCGUUAGAACAGUUCAAGGAGCAAAGCUUCAUAUUAUUGAAGUCGGUCAACCACCCGCGGGUAACCAUCCAUUUCCUAAAAAAGCGGUGGACGUGUUCUUUCCACCCGAAGCCGGAAAUGAUUUUCCUGUCGCGAUGCAAGUCAGCUCGAAAUACGAUGUCAUAUAUUUAAUCACCAAAUAUGGUUAUAUACAUAUGUAUGAUAUCGAGUCUGCGACUUGUAUAUUUAUGAAUCGUAUCUCGGGAGAAACUAUCUUCGUUACCGCUCCGCACGAAGCUUCCGGCGGUAUAAUUGGAGUAAAUCGAAAGGGCCAAGUUUUGUCCGUAUCCGUGGAUGAGGAGAAUAUAAUCCCCUACAUCAAUGGGGUACUGCAGAAUUCAGAAUUGGCAUUAAGAAUGGCCGUGAGAAACAACUUGUCGGGAGCCGAAGACUUGUUUGUAAGAAAAUUCAACAUGCUCUUCCAAAACGGUCAAUACGCGGAGGCGGCCAAGGUCGCGGCUAACGCUCCCAAAGGAAUACUCAGAACGCCCGCGACGAUUCAACGAUUUCAGCAAGUUCCGACUACCCAAGGUCAAACGUCACCUCUUCUACAGUACUUUGGUAUUCUUCUGGAUCAGGGACAGCUGAACAAGUACGAAUCGUUGGAACUAUGUCGACCGGUACUAGUUCAGGGACGUAAACAACUGUUGGAGAAGUGGCUGAAGGAAGACAAGUUGGAGUGCAGCGAGGAGCUGGGAGAUCUGGUGAAGCAAGCGGAUCCUACGUUAGCGCUCAGUGUUUACUUGAGAGCCAACGUUCCUAAUAAGGUUAUCCAAUGCUUCGCGGAGACCGGUCAAUUCCAGAAGAUUGUUCUCUACGCCAAGAAAGUCUCGUAUACUCCCGACUAUAUAUUUCUCUUGCGGAAUGUCAUGAGGAUUAAUCCCGAUCAGGGUGUGGCGUUCGCACAGAUGCUGGUCCAAGACGACGAACCAUUGGCCGAUAUCAAUCAGAUCGUCGAUAUAUUUAUGGAGCAAAACAUGGUGCAGCAAUGCACGGCAUUCCUACUGGAUGCGCUCAAGAACAAUCGGCCGAGCGAGGGUGCCUUACAAACUCGCCUCUUGGAGAUGAAUUUAAUGUCUGCUCCGCAAGUGGCCGAUGCUAUCUUGGGUAAUCAAAUGUUCACUCAUUACGACAGGGCUCACGUCGCGCAGCUGUGCGAGAAGGCUGGCUUAUUGCAACGUGCGCUCGAACACUACACGGAUUUGUACGACAUUAAAAGAGCGGUGGUGCAUACGCAUUUGCUUUCGCCCGAUUGGCUUGUAGGCUUCUUCGGGACAUUGUCCGUGGAAGAUUCUCUCGAAUGUUUGAAGGCCAUGUUGACGGCUAACAUAAGACAGAAUUUGCAAAUCUGCAUACAAAUCGCGACCAAAUAUCACGAACAAUUGACGACUAAAGCGCUGAUAGAUUUAUUUGAGAGUUUCAAGUCUUACGAGGGGUUGUUUUACUUUUUGGGAUCCAUCGUGAAUUUCAGCCAGGAUCAGGAGGUGCAUUUCAAGUAUAUCCAGGCGGCGUGCAAGACCGGUCAGAUCAAGGAAGUGGAGCGUAUAUGUCGAGAGAGCAACUGUUACAAUCCGGAACGCGUAAAGAAUUUUUUGAAAGAGGCGAAGCUAUCGGAUCAGUUGCCCUUGAUAAUCGUGUGCGACCGAUUUGAUUUUGUACACGAUCUCGUUCUCUACCUUUAUCGCAAUAACUUGCAGAAAUAUAUCGAGAUAUACGUGCAGAAGGUAAAUCCAUCGCGUCUACCGGUGGUCGUGGGUGGUUUGUUAGACGUCGACUGCUCGGAGGACAUCAUUAAGAAUCUGAUACUGGUGGUGCGCGGACAAUUUUCCACCGACGAACUGGUCGAGGAGGUUGAGAAGAGAAACCGGCUGAAACUCUUGCUGCCGUGGUUGGAAUCUCGUGUUCACGAGGGUUGCGUAGAACCCGCCACUCACAACGCGUUAGCCAAGAUUUACAUCGAUAGUAACAACAAUCCUGAAAGAUUUCUCAAAGAGAAUCAAUUUUACGACAGUAGAGUCGUCGGCAAGUAUUGCGAGAAGCGCGAUCCCCAUUUGGCUUGCAUCGCGUACGAACGUGGCCAGUGCGAUCGCGAGCUGAUAAGCGUGUGCAAUGAGAAUAGUCUGUUCAAGAGUGAAGCUAGAUAUUUGGUGAGACGCAGAGACCCUGAUCUUUGGGCGGAAGUACUUUUGGAGAGCAAUCCGUACAAGCGACCGUUGAUCGAUCAAGUGGUUCAAACUGCCCUGUCCGAAACGCAAGAUCCUGAAGAUAUAUCGGUUACCGUCAAAGCUUUCAUGACGGCCGACUUGCCCAACGAAUUGAUUGAACUUCUCGAAAAAAUAGUGCUGGACAGCAGUGUGUUCAGCGAUCAUCGUAAUUUGCAAAAUCUCUUGAUACUGACAGCUAUCAAAGCCGAUCGUACGCGUGUCAUGGAGUAUAUUAAUCGCUUGGACAAUUACGAUGCUCCGGAUAUCGCCAACAUCGCCAUUAACAAUGAGCUCUACGAGGAAGCUUUUGCCAUUUUCAAGAAGUUUGACGUCAACACAUCAGCUAUUCAGGUUCUGAUCGAACAAGUCGGCAAUUUGGAUAGAGCUUACGAAUUUGCAGAAAGAUGCAACGAGCCGCCGGUGUGGUCGCAACUCGCCAGGGCUCAAUUACAGCAGGGUUUGGUUAAAGAAGCGAUCGACAGUUUUAUCAAAGCGGAUGAUCCAUCGGCAUACGUGGAUGUAGUAGAAACUGCACAUAGGACUUCACAUUGGGAAGAUUUAGUCCGCUAUCUCCAAAUGGCUCGUAAAAAAGCACGCGAAUCGUUUAUCGAGAGCGAAUUGAUAUAUGCGUACGCGCGAACCAAUCGGCUUGCAGAUCUCGAGGAAUUUAUAUCUGGUCCUAAUCAUGCUGACAUACAAAAGAUCGGCGAUAGAUGCUUCGAUGAUAAAAUGUACGACGCUGCGAAGCUCCUAUACAACAAUGUAUCAAACUUUGCGCGUUUAGCUAUAACACUGGUCCAUCUGAAAGAAUUUCAAGGUGCCGUUGAUAGCGCGCGAAAAGCCAACUCGACGCGUACUUGGAAAGAGGUUUGCUUCGCUUGCGUAGAUAGCGGUGAAUUUCGAUUGGCCCAAAUGUGCGGCCUGCACAUAGUCGUACACGCUGACGAACUCGAAGACUUGAUCAAUUACUACCAAGAUCGUGGACAUUUCGAGGAACUGAUUAAUCUUCUGGAAGCUGCUUUAGGACUCGAACGAGCUCAUAUGGGAAUGUUUACCGAGCUAGCUAUUCUCUACAGUAAAUAUAAGCCUCAACGAAUGAGAGAGCAUCUGGAACUCUUCUGGUCGCGUGUCAAUAUACCGAAAGUGCUACGCGCGGCGGAACAAGCGCAUUUGUGGGCCGAAUUAGUGUUUCUCUAUGAUAAAUACGAGGAAUACGACAACGCAGUCCUCGCGAUGAUGCAACAUCCUACCGAAGCUUGGCGAGAAGGUCACUUUAAAGAUGUUAUUACUAAAGUAGCAAACGUCGAGCUCUAUUAUAAGGCUAUACAAUUUUACGUGGAGUAUAAACCCCUUUUGCUAAACGAUAUAUUGCUCGUGCUUGCUCCACGUAUGGAUCAUACUAGAUCAGUGGCAUACUUUACGAGAACCGGCCAUCUACAACUAGUGAAACCAUACUUGAGAUCGGUUCAAGCUCUCAAUAACAAAGCUAUCAAUGAAGCGUUGAAUGGCUUGCUGAUUGAUGAGGAGGAUUAUCAAGGUCUCCGAACAUCAAUCGAUGCGUUCGAUAAUUUUGAUAAUAUCGCGUUAGCCCAACAACUCGAGAAACAUGAAUUGAUCGAGUUUAGAAGAAUUGCCGCUUACUUGUACAAGGGAAAUAAUAGAUGGAAGCAAUCUGUGGAGCUUUGCAAAAAGGAUCGACUAUUCAGGGAUGCUAUGGAAUACGCGGCGGAAUCGCGAAAUUCAGAAGUCGCCCAAGAAUUGCUCGAGUGGUUCCUGGAAAGAGGCUCUAAAGACUGCUUCGCAGCAUGUCUAUUUCAUUGUUACGAUUUACUUCAUCCGGAUGUUAUCUUGGAGCUUUCAUGGAGACAUCACAUUUUACAUUUCGCAAUGCCGUAUCUUAUACAAGUUGCGCGGGAAUAUAUUACAAAGGUUGAUAAAUUAGAAGAGGCCGAAAGUCGACGCAUCGAAGAAACUGAUCAUCAAGAGCAUAAGCCUAUGAUUAUGCCGGAACCUCAGCUAAUGUUGACUGCAGGACCAGGAAUGAUGGCACCAGGCUACGCACCUCAAAACGUAUACGGUACGCCUGCACAAGUGUACGCGUCCACCGCAGCCUAUCAAGGUUACGGUAUGUGAAAUACAUUUAAGGAGACAGAUCAACAAAGUCUACUUUUCUAUAAAGUUUAGGUAGAACAAGAUUGUUUGGUUAGCUUAAUAUAUCGUUAAAACGAAUACAAAUGAAUAUCAUUAGAAACGAACAAUUGCCACGUUUAGAUCGUGAUUAUAGUAUAAUGGGUGACGAAAUGUGUUAGAAGAAGGUUAUCACAUACUAUCUAAAUAUGAAUUUGUGUAAUUUAUAGCAGAGACAUCAUCGAGUAAUUAUAUUUCAUCGUUUAAAUAGUUGUUUAACACGGACUUUGUAAAACCGAUAUUAUUUAAAGAUGUAAAGUGUAAAGAGAAGAAAAAAAUGGGUUUUUUUUUCCUUUUUUUAAAUACGGUGCUCACAGGCUUUCUAUUGGAUUAUUGUUGCGCAGAUAGUAAAAAUGUACGUGUGUGUAUACACACACGCGCGCGCCACACACACAUACACACACACACACACACACGCACGCACACGCACACGCACGCACGCGCGUUAAAAUAACCAAGAUAUAAUUUCACUGUUUUUGCUCUCACAUAUACAUAUGUAUCUAUGUGCCUUUCUUUUGGCUACUAAAAGGAAGCAAGCUUUUUUUCCGACAAUAUCAAAUUCAGAAACAACAUUAAUUGUAAUUUGUUAAACCGUAAUUUUUGUACAAACUAUACAAUGCUUCCUUUUUGAUAAGACUUUCGAUUUUAUUCAAAUAGUCUCACACAUGUAUGUAAACAAGAAUAAGAAGUUAUGCAACUUAAAGAGUUGAUCUUUUUUUUCACUUAAAGAAAAAUAACAGCACUGUAAAAAAAUAUAUAUGUUUGAAACAUCGUAUGAUGAACGAUGAAAUCGCGAUGAAAAUAAAGUGCUCUCGCAAAAUUGAAAUGUUAUAAAAAUAUCUUUUAGAUCGGGUAGAUCAUAUAUUAUUGUAUCAGUAUUGCAACGAGAAGAUCUUUCAAGAUGGAGGAAAUCUGUAGACGUUUCAAAAUAUGUUGGCGUAUACAUAGGAAAUAUACGUUGUUCUAGAUCUACCUGUGUGUAUAUUUGCUUGGACAUAAUACGAAUAUACAUGUUCGUAGUUAGUUUGAUUUGCGUGAAUGAAUGAUCAUAAAAUAAAUUACAGAUUUUGAAAUUGA